Trichomonas vaginalis G3 is the source of this 1698-nucleotide messenger RNA. Its product is annotated as ribonuclease inhibitor domain-containing protein. The transcript has a single exon. Bases 1 to 1698 code for a protein of 565 amino acids. The record is from RefSeq and is a predicted model, not a curated record. Lineage: Eukaryota; Parabasalia; Trichomonadida; Trichomonadidae.
AUGUUUAAGUGUAUUUUUAUUUCGAAAUUAAUUAGUAAUGAGAUAAAACUCGCAACACAAGUUCACAUCAAUAGCAAUAUAAUGAUAUUCAACACAAAUGAUGACUUUUCUGAUGAAACCAUAUUCGAACAAAUAUUCACUCACAACAUUGACACAAUGAAAGUACAAGGUGAAAUAUCAGAAACAAAAUACUUUUUGGGAAUUGAAUUCAUCAAAAAAGUUAAUAUUAAUACUGAUCACGUUGUGAUACUUUCAGAUUCACUAUUCUAUGCAUCAAGGAAUAUAGAAUCAGUAACUUUUACAAAUAAUAUUAUUGUUGGUCCAAAGUGUUUUGAACAAUCUACAAUAAGAAACAUAGAUUUCACAAAAAUAACGGAAAUAGGUGAAGAUGCAUUUAAAAACUGUUUUAAUAUAAAGAGUGCUAAUCUAAAAUCAUUGACAAGUAUAGGUAAUUCUGCAUUUGCUUCAAGUGGAUUAGAAUCUGUGAUCAUUCCUUCAACAAUAUCAAAAAUUCCUGAUCAUUGUUUCUAUCAAUGUCCAAAUCUAACAAAUGUUGAAUUCAAAGGUCCUGUUGAUAUUUAUCAAUAUGCAUUCGCAGAUUGUUUUCAAUUGUCAAAUGUUGUUCCUGGAUUUGAACAAAUUUCUCAUAUCAAACAUUAUGGAUUCAGAGGAUGUUCAAUUCAUAAAUUGAAAUUCAACGAUUGUGAACUUGGUGGUGGUGUUUUCCAAAAUUCACACGUCGAAAGUAUUGAUGCAACGAAUCUUAAGAUUGCAUCUAAAGAUUUCCGAGGUUGUCGAAAUCUUAUUUUUGUCAACAUCACAGGAACACUCGAAAUUAUUGAUGGACCUCCUCCAGAAGUUCCUUAUUACUAUCAAAAUAAUAUGGGACUUGUUGAAAUUUUUAAGUUUGAUUUUCCAAGGGCUUUCGCUUUCGAAGAUUGUGUUUCGUUACAAGAAUUCAAAGUAAAUGCAUGUCAACAAUUUGGAGAUUCAUGUUUCAGAAACUGUUUGAAACUAAAAGAAAUCAAAAUUGUUUCAGAAAUUCUUGGAUCUCAUUCAUUCAUGAACUGUAUUUCGUUGGAAACAGUUGACUUGCGAACAGUUACUCAGAUUGGUGAUGGAUGUUUUGGAGGAUAUGAAAAUCUUAAGAGUAUUAUUGGAUUAGAAACAUCAAGAGAAUACGGUGGCAAUGUUUUCAGUGACUGUCCAAAUUUAGUUAUUUCAGAAGUUGGAAAUGCUGGUUGGGAAAUGUUUUCAAUGUGUCAUUCAAUCACAAGUGUUGUAUUCAAAGGUACAGAAUUACAAAAUGGAGCUUUUAUGCAUUGUUUAAAUUUGGAAUCUUUUGAAUGCCAAAGUAAUAUUCAAUCUAUUCCAGAAAAGUGUUUUUAUGGAUGUGUCAAACUUAUUACUGUAAUAUUACCUCCAUCUGUUUCUAUGAUCGGCAAUUAUGCAUUUUUCAAUACAUCUCUUCGAAAUGGCUUUGCAUUUGAUAAUAUUCGAAUGGUUGGAGAUCUAUCUUUUGCAUACACUCACUUACAAACUGUUACAUUAUUUGAAAUUAGAUAUAUAUAUUGUUCCGUACCGAAAUGCAUCACUAGAAAAAGUGACAAAAAGUGGCACUUACUCUUAUUUUGCGCGGCAAUUUUUCUAAGUUAUUUUGUUAAGCUAAAUGUGUUAUAUAUCAAAUCAGCUUUAUAA